Messenger RNA from Orussus abietinus, 3018 nucleotides. RefSeq lists its product as uncharacterized. The record is from RefSeq and is a predicted model, not a curated record. Lineage: Eukaryota; Metazoa; Arthropoda; Insecta; Hymenoptera; Orussidae. The transcript is spliced from 7 exons. Gene Ontology annotation, molecular function: protein binding. The coding region runs from base 238 to 2919 and encodes 893 amino acids.
UAUCCCCCGAAGUGACGAGAACCGAUUUCUCCGUCUUAUUUUCAUUCUUCCCGCGCUCGUCGUUCUCCCUCCCGUGCCUCGAGGAUUACCGACCGCCGGUUGUCCCCCUAAGGAGAAAAAUCAGGAAAACCCGAUCUUGCGACGACGCCCGGGCAACUGGUCGCUCCUUGCCGGUCCAACCUGACUUACCGGCCAUUCGACAUGCCUCGCUGGCGAUCCUGAAGGAAGAGCACCGAAAUGGGUCCAACAGCGACGUGGUUGCUGCUACUAUUAGCGGCAGCGUAUAGCGGUGCAGUAGCGACGUCCCCUUGUCCAUGGACAACGCAAAUACCGGAACUUGAUAGCUCCUGCAUUUGUGACUAUAAUCUAGCGAAGGAACUAUCGAUACAAUGCGACAACGUAAAUUAUAGCCAGCUUGUAUCGGCAAUGCGUCGAUACGCGGCAAAAGUCAACGUAGACCUCUUCUACGUGAACAACAGCACAAUAGGCGCCCUUAAUAACGGGUCGCUGUCCACCCUGAGGAUCAACAAUAUUCAGCUGUCCGGGUGCCGAAUCAAAACUAUCAGCAAAGACACCUUCAAAGGUCAAGAGAACUCCUUGAAGACGCUAAACCUGAAGCACAACGAGCUCUCGGAAGUCCCCACGGAGGCGUUGAGGUCUCUGCGCAAUUUAACCGUCCUUGACUUGUCGAUGAACAAAAUCACCAGGGUAGAAGAAAAUGCUUUUGGUGAACUGAAGCUGAUGACGCUAAAAUUGUCCGACAACGAGGUCACCCUUGUCCCCGGGUCAUUCCGGGGUUUGGAAAAUACCCUUAAAAACCUGAACCUGAAGGGAACGCGACAGAAGAAGAUUCCGGAGGCCCUCAGGGGUUUGAAAGCUUUGGCCUUUCUGGAUCUGUCGCAAAACAGCUUGCGGGAGCUUCCAGGGUCUGCUGGUGAACGAGCUUUCGAAGGAUUGGAUUCCCUAACGGGGCUCAAUCUCGAAAGGAAUUUUAUCCAAAACAUUGGCUCAAAUGCCUUCCACGGUGUUAAGAACACUUUGAGCUCCCUUAGUCUCCUCAACAACGUCCUACCUGAUUUUCCCACCGGUGCUAUCAAUAGUGUGCAUGAUUUAAAGGUGCUGGAUAUCGGUUUCAACCUAAUUACUGAAUUACCGGUUAUUGCCUUUCAAAACAACCCAUCCAUAACUUUGCUCGCCAUCGACGGAAACCCGUUGACGACGGUAUCUGAGGCAGUUCUGGCUCGCCUAAACGGAACUUUACGUGGCCUGAGUCUCGGCGGACGGUUCCUGGUGUGCGACUGCAAGCUGAGAUGGAUCGUCGAAUGGAUUCGCACGAAAGAUUUACAGGUUACAAGUCGAGAGCGUAAACCACAAUUCUGUGGAGCUCCCCUGCGUCUGCAAGACAGAAGUUUUUACAACAUCAACCCAGAAGAGAUGACCUGCGAAAAAACUCCGGAAAUAAUCGGCAUAGGCACAGUGGAAAGCGUGGAUACCAAAGAACCAACGGGUCCCGUAGACGGAGUCGCGGAAAUGCAUUUACCAACAACUCGCGUUCCAACCAGCACGUUGAGUGCCACAACAGUGGCUACAACAACGUCCGUAGCGACCACGUCCCCAACUACGACGAUAUACAAGAGGACGGAACCGCCACCUCCACCACCAACAACAACUAUGAGCACAACUGCAAGACCAACUGCUAGCCGAACUGGAAACGUAGUCAUAAUGCGAACCACUAUACCUCCGUCGAGGCACAAUCAAGAUCUGGGCUCGUUGCAAAACCAUCCCAAACCACCACUGGUCAUCGGGUCUCCGCUUUACAAGACUAAAUCUGCCAACAAGGAUAUCACUGUAAAAGAUGUCCUCAGGCAAGACAACGCGGUCGUUAUUUACUGGGACACCGACGAGCCUAAUAUCCUUGGUUUUCGAGUAAUCUACCGCUUAUUUGGAGAUUCGACAUUCAAGCAGGCCCCGCCUCUGGAGGCUAGUGAACGCGAAUUCAAGAUUAAGAAUGUGCCCUCCCAGGAAUGUAUCAUAGUCUGUGUUGUUUCCCUAGAGGAAACCAACGUCACGCCUGCGAAUGUUCCGUACAAUCAAUGCAGAGAAGUGAGGACAGAAAAUUCGCUAACCUCGAACAUGGACAAAAUAACUAUCGCUGCGAGUGCAGCAAUCUGCGCCACGAUCGUGGUCGCAGUCAUCAUUUUCAUCGUGGCCAACCGAAGAAGAGCCAAAAAACUACACACCCUCCACACUAUCGAGCAAAGCACCAAAAUGAGUGGUCCGAUUACCGGUUUGCCGGUGAAUUGUUGCUCCAAUAUUGGCCCCACUCCCAGUCCAGGUGGUCCGUUAUCGUCGAUGGCGACGUUAAACGCUUUUAACACACAAAAGGAGUGGGACCAGGUGUCCGCUUACAGCAAUCGGAGCAUCCCGCGUCCAAGGAUCUUUCCCGUAGAUCGUCAAGGUUCCAUCACACGAGCUCCCUGCAUUGACGAUGUUCGAUCUCAAACGUCACAUUAUCCAAACAAAGUUUCCGGCAGAUCAGUUGCAGACGGCCAGUCUCAGCACAGCUUCUCCAACAAUUCAACGCGUUACUUCGCCAAUAGCGCUUUGGCUUCUAAUCUCGUGAAUACAAGGCCAGAACUACGUCAAUCGAGACAGUCCUUGGCUGCAGCAUCGGACAGGAUGUCACGGGCAAGUUACCCCGCGAGUCACUUGGCAGCGCACACUUCUUCGAGGCGACAACGACCGCAAUCGAGGAAUAGGACGCUUGAGCAACACCCUCCCCGACCUGGUAGCCGCUACAGUCUCGCAGAAUCGACUCACACCCUGAAUAAUUACGACGAGAACAACUGGACCGAUCACGAUAUGGAUAUAUACAUGGCACGCAAUCCGACUGCGAGAAGUGGUCUCGUGCCACUUUAAUGUCGUAUACCCUCAUUUUUUGUUUGCUGGGGAAAUCAAUAGACCUAAGAGAAAAAUACUGCCGUUUUCGCUCAAAAGGCUAUGGCUCCAUUUCCUUCG